AUGAGCGAUGGCGGGUGGAUCUCGCUCAGCCCCGCUGAGUUUGCCCAGCUCCAGCAGUACACAGACUACUCCACCAAGAAGCUCAAGGAUGUCCUGGAGGAGUUCCACGGGGACGGCGUCCUCUCGAGGUACAACCCCGAACAGCCCAUCGACUACGAGGGCUUUCGCCUCUUCAUGAAGACCUACCUGGAGGCGGACGUGCCUGAAGAGCUUUGCCAACACCUCUUCACCUCCUUCAAGCGGAAGAUACACCAAGCCUCCCCCGAGACCCAGCGCCAGAGCCCCGGUGUCUCGCAGCUCACCACCCUCGAGCCCAAGUCACUCGACGCCGGCAUCUCCAUCCAGACCCAGGUGGCCUGCGCCCCUGUCACAGGGAUCAAUGGGAAAACGCUCCUAAGUGCCCUGGGACGACACACGCCUGAGCCCAAGAGCUGCCACAGCAAUGCGGCUGAGCCGCAGCCGGCAUCCCUCACCCCAGCGUCGAUUGCCAACGCCUCCCCCAGCUGGUCCAGGUCGUCCUCCCAGAAGUCCACCACUGGCACUCCUUCUGCUCACAACUCCUCGGGCUCUUCGAAGAUCUCCUCCGGAUCCCUGCUCAGCCCUCAGUCGCCAGGCACGCGGAGCAUGGAGAAGAGGUUACCCUUCAGCCUGCGGAAGAGCCACAGCUCCCUGAAAGCCGCCCCCCCGCCGUCCCCUGCCCCCCUGGCCCAGGUGGUCCAUCUGAAGGACAUCGUCUGCUACCUGUCCCUGCUGGAGAGGGGAAGGGCAGAGGACAAGCUGGAGUUUAUGUUUCGCCUCUACGAUACUGAUGGAAAUGGCCUCCUGGACAGCUCGGAGCUGGAUCGUAUCAUCAACCAGAUGGUGCACGUGGCCGAGUACCUGGAGUGGGACUCCACCGAGCUGAAGCCUAUCUUGAAGGCGAUGAUGGAGGAGAUCGACUACAACCAUGAUGGGACUGUGACGCUGGAGGAGUGGAUCCGGGGUGGCAUGACCACCAUCCCCUUACUGGUCCUCCUGGGGAUGGAGACGAAUGUGAAGGAUGAUGGGCAGCACGCCUGGAGGCUGAAGCACUUCAAGAAACCUGCCUACUGCAACUUCUGCCGCACCAUGCUGCUGGGGGUCCGCAAGCAGGGCCUCUGCUGCUCCUUCUGCAAGUACACCGUCCACGAGAGGUGCGUGUCCAAAGACAUCGCCUCCUGCAUAAGCACCUACGUGAAAUCCAAGAGAAACACGAGCGUGAUGCAGCACACCUGGAUCGAGGGCAAUUCCCCCGUCAAGUGCGACAGAUGCCAUAAGAGCAUCAAGUGCUACCAGGGCAUCACCGGCCUGCACUGCGUCUGGUGCCAAGUCACUCUCCAUAACAAAUGUGCCUCCCACGUGAAGCCGGAGUGCGACGGGGGCCCGCUGCGGGACCACAUCUUGCUGCCCUCCUACAUCUGCCCUGUCGUCCUGGACAGGCAGUCCCACUGCCGGAGAUCGGAGAGCGACUCCCCUGCCAGCACCAGCCCCGAGGACAGCCAGGGCUUCAAGUUCAACUCCACCACGGUAGAAGGGCAAGGUCUGCAGAUCAGCCCCCGGCCUGGGACACACCCCCUCCUGGUGCUUGUGAACCCCAAGAGCGGAGGAAGGCAAGGGGAGCGGGUCCUCCGGAAAUUUCACUACCUGCUCAAUCCACGCCAAGUGUACAACCUGGACCGCGGCGGGCCCGCGCCAGGGUUGAGCUUUUUUCGGGACACUCCGGAUUUCCGCGUCCUGGCCUGCGGAGGGGACGGCACGGUGGGCUGGAUCCUGGACUGCAUAGACAAGGCGAACUUGGUGAAGCACCCGCCGGUGGCUGUCCUGCCCCUGGGAACGGGCAAUGACCUGGCCCGGUGCCUGCGCUGGGGAGGAGGCUAUGAAGGAGGCAACCUGAUGAAGGUCCUGAAGGACAUCGAGCACAGCACAGAGGUGAUGCUGGACCGCUGGCAGAUAGACGUCAUUCCCAGUGACAGAGAGGCCAAUGGAGACCCUGUCCCAUCCACCAUCAUCAACAACUACUUCUCCAUCGGGCGCGAUGCUGAUGCCGCUUCCGAGCGGGAUGCUGAUGCUGCUCUGUGCCCCAGGAUGAAGAACAAGCUGUGGUACUUUGAAUUCGGGACAUCAGAGACCUUUGCUGCCACCUGCAAGAAGCUCCACGACUACAUCGAGGUGGAGUGUGACGGAACCCUGCUCGACCUGAGCAACACGUCCCUGGAGGGUAUCGCCGUCCUCAACAUCCCCAGCAUGUACGGCGACCUCAGCCACCACCUCCUGGAGGUGGUGGGGCUGGAGGGUGCGAUGGAGAUGGGGCAGAUCUACACGGGGUUGAAGAGCGCUGGGAAGAGACUGGCCCAGUGUUCAUCCGUCACCAUCAGGACGUCCAAGCUGCUGCCCAUGCAGGUGGACGGGGAGCCCUGGAUGCAGCCGUCCUGCACUGUCAAAAUUACACAUAAAAGCCAAGUGCCAAUGCUGCUGGGCCCCCCCCAGAAGAGCAGCUUUUUCUUCCUGAAGAGGAGAAACCGAACUCGAGACUAA
Charadrius vociferus (killdeer) is the source of this 2553-nucleotide messenger RNA. RefSeq names its product diacylglycerol kinase beta-like. Gene Ontology annotation, biological process: intracellular signal transduction; lipid phosphorylation; diacylglycerol metabolic process. Bases 1 to 2553 code for a protein of 850 amino acids. Gene Ontology annotation, molecular function: calcium ion binding; ATP-dependent diacylglycerol kinase activity. Lineage: Eukaryota; Metazoa; Chordata; Aves; Charadriiformes; Charadriidae. The record is from RefSeq and is a predicted model, not a curated record. Gene Ontology annotation, cellular component: plasma membrane. The transcript has 24 exons.